This is a messenger RNA of Aspergillus affinis, 1413 nucleotides long. Its product is annotated as alpha/beta-hydrolase. Bases 1 to 1413 code for a protein of 470 amino acids. The record is from RefSeq and is a predicted model, not a curated record. The transcript is spliced from 4 exons. Gene Ontology annotation, molecular function: hydrolase activity. Lineage: Eukaryota; Fungi; Ascomycota; Eurotiomycetes; Eurotiales; Aspergillaceae.
AUGUCUCCUACUCGAAAAGCUCCCCGGCGUAAAAAGGGGCCCUGGUUCUGGCAGCUGGAUCUGGAGAAGCGAGAAUUCUGGCGAGCCAAGUUCAAGGCAGCGUGGCUUGCAUGCACUACUGUUGACAAGUAUUGCCCGAUCUCAGCACCUUCGAGGGUCCUCUGGGACGAGGCCACCUCAAAUGGGUUUCAUAUCGGAGCAUUUCGACCUGUCUGGAAGGCAUGGGAAAGUGGAUGUAUUCUCUCCGACUUGCUUCUGCGCAGUGGACCUCGCUCUACCCAGGAGAUUACCGGUUCAUUGCUCCUUCUCCAAAGCCUGAAUAUCUAUCGGUUGACGACAACCAUGCCUCCCUACUUCAUCCUUAAAUCAAUCGCCUCCACCCUGCGUCUCCUCCGCAAGCUGCUGCCCGCGAUCAAAGCAUCCCCAGACGAGAUCAAAUACAUCCCAUCUCGCGAUGCCGGCCGAUCGAUCAAAAUCCACAUCUACCAUCCCCCUCCUGCGGCCUCCUCUGGACUUGAUCCUAGACUUUCGCUAAGACUUGUCUACGAGUCCGAACUCCAUCCAGACGCCUCAGAACCUCACAGCUCAGAAUCUCCAACCAUCAAAACCCCUCUCCCUACCACCAUCACGACUUCGACCACUAACCCAACAACCCCAACCCCAACACCAGUCCACCUAAACCUCUGCGGCAGCGGCUUCGUCCUCCCCGGCCACGGCCUCGACGACGCCUACUGCCGCCACCUAAGCACCUCAGUCCCCACCACAGUGCUCGACAUCGAAUACCGCCUCUCGCCCGAGAACCCAUUCCCCGCAGCCCUGCACGACGUCGAAGACGUGAUCCGCUGGGUGCAAGCCCAACCAGAAACAUACGAUGCGUCAAGGAUCAGCAUCGGCGGGUUCAGUGCCGGCGGGGCGUUAGCGGUUUCCUUGGCGGGAAAUCUUCCGGUGGAUACGUUUUGCGCAGUGAUUGCUUUUUAUCCGGCUUGUGAUGCGAGCAUCUCGCCGUGGAAGAAGAAGGCUCCCGAGGGAGGUGGGAGGCCGCUGCCGGGGUGGUUGUUGUGGGUGUUCCAGAAGUGUUAUUUGUUUGGGGCUGAGAAGGGUGGAAGUGGAGGAGUUCGUGAUACGAGGAUCUCGCCGGCGUUGAUGGAAGAUUUGAGUAGGUUUCCGAAGAGAUGUCUGUUUGUGACGGCCGAACAGUGUAAUUUGGCGGACGAGGCAGAAGGCUUGGGAGGUAGGUUGGCAGCGUUGCAGCAGGGAGAAACAGAGAAUGAACAAGGACAGGGAGAAAGGCGCGUGAUGGUGCUGCGCAUGGAAGGUUGCGGACAUGCGUGGGAUAAGUUUGCCAAAGAGGGGAGUGUGCAGUGGGAGAGGAAGGAAAGAGCGUAUGCGUUGGCGGUCGAGAUGUUGUCUUAG